Paramecium sonneborni is the source of this 300-nucleotide messenger RNA. Lineage: Eukaryota; Ciliophora; Oligohymenophorea; Peniculida; Parameciidae. The record is from the annotation of a GenBank genome assembly.
AUGUCUAAAUCAAUAUCACUGAAGAUGAUUUAUUUCAUAUUGCUAAAAAAACUCUAGAUAUUGUCUAUUAGUCCUUCUAUUGUCAUAUACGUUAUUGGAUUAGGAUAUUUAAUAAAAAAUUAAAAAAAAGAAACUUAAUUAUAUUAAAAAUUCUAAUUUUCUUUUUUUCAUCUAUUUAAGAAUGAUCACAAUUGUUUUUGGAGGUAUUGUAAUCAAUCGAUAUAAUCCAAAAUUAUUGUUGGCGAUCAUAAUUUUUGUUAUUGUUAUUGUCUUGACAAAUAUUUUUAGAGUUGCAAUUGA